CGAACGUUUUGUAAGGGGACUAGAGCAGGCUAAAACAAACUAAUUUGUAAGGAUAUUAUAUGUCUAAGGUUUAAUAUUGUAUUGAAUUCAUUUCAUAAGUUUUCCCUUACUGUAGUGUGUGUUAACAUAUAAAUUGGAAAUGUCUUGACCUUUUUGGAACAGGUUCAAUUCAAAUAGCAUCGAUUUAAAACACCUUCUUUUUUUUUUUUACUCUUUUUUUAAACCUAAGGACUUAAUCGUAUAGAUAUAGAAAAUACAAGAUUUCUAAUCAUAGCAAAAGAAAGGAAACGGAUACUCAGUAUGAGAAUGAGUAAACAUAAUUUGAAUGCAUAAGAAUGAAUAUCUUAUAUAUGCAGAUGGAAUCAUGUGGAAAGCCGUAUUCGACGAAAGUCGUAUGUACGGUUUGGAGGGAGAUCUUUGAUACCUUUAGAGAUCCACCCUACAAUAUGGAGUUAAAAAGCCGAAAUAAGUAAUUAUUAGUCUUUAUGAAAUAAAUUUAUGAACCUUUUUCACACUCAUGUCACGCCAAAGUACUGUAGAAAAGAAAAUUGAGAAAUUUGAUCCGAUUUAUCAUAAUCGAUUAGUUAACAUGGUCGUUAACCGUAUUCUUAAACACGGAAAAAAAUCAUUAGCUUAUCGAAUUUUUUAUCAAUCUCUAAAAAAGAUUCAACAAAAAAUAGAGAAAAAUCCACUAAUUGUUCUACGUCAAGCAAUACAAAAAUUAACUCCCAAAUUGAUAGUAAAAUCAAGACGUGUAAGUGGAUCCACUUAUCAAGUUCCCAUUGAAAUAAAAAAGAAAGAAGGAAAAAUACUUGCUAUUCGUUGGUUAUUAGAAUCAUCCAGAAAACGUUCUGGUCGAAAUAUGCAUUUCAAAUUGAGUUACGAAAUAAUGGAUGCUGCCAGAGAGAAAGGCAAUGCUAUACGCAAGAAGGAGGAGAUUCAUAAAAUGGCAGAAUCCAAUAAAGCUUUUGUGCAUUACCAUUAACCCACUAACUAUAUAAAUAGAUCCACAGAUUUGUUGCAUU
This is a messenger RNA of Cryptomeria japonica (Japanese cedar), 1025 nucleotides long. RefSeq names its product small ribosomal subunit protein uS7c-like. Gene Ontology annotation, biological process: ribosomal small subunit assembly; translation. The transcript has a single exon. The record is from RefSeq and is a predicted model, not a curated record. Lineage: Eukaryota; Viridiplantae; Streptophyta; Pinopsida; Cupressales; Cupressaceae. Gene Ontology annotation, molecular function: mRNA binding; structural constituent of ribosome; rRNA binding. Gene Ontology annotation, cellular component: ribosome; small ribosomal subunit. The coding region runs from base 518 to 985 and encodes 155 amino acids.